Messenger RNA from Telopea speciosissima, 2052 nucleotides. RefSeq names its product 3-epi-6-deoxocathasterone 23-monooxygenase CYP90D1-like. Gene Ontology annotation, molecular function: oxidoreductase activity, acting on paired donors, with incorporation or reduction of molecular oxygen, NAD(P)H as one donor, and incorporation of one atom of oxygen; iron ion binding; heme binding. Gene Ontology annotation, biological process: brassinosteroid biosynthetic process; sterol metabolic process; brassinosteroid homeostasis. Bases 125 to 1540 code for a protein of 471 amino acids. The transcript is spliced from 8 exons. NCBI's taxonomy places the organism in Eukaryota, Viridiplantae, Streptophyta, Magnoliopsida, Proteales, Proteaceae. The record is from RefSeq and is a predicted model, not a curated record.
UGCGUGAACAUACACAAAGUCAUGGACCUCAACACCCUCCGUAGUCAUCAUCAUUGAUCAUAUAUAAGAGUGGAAGAGUAAGAAGAAGUAGAGAGAGAGGUACUGAACUGGAAAUUAUCCAAAAAUGGACAAUGUCUGGAUUUUGGGUUUGUUGGGAUUUCUGUUGUCUUUCAUACUUCUCUGUAGGAGUUUGAAGGACAAAAUCAGCAGAUCAAGAUACAGAUGCCCACUUCCUUUGGGUACUUUUGGAUGGCCUCUCAUCGGUGAAACCUUUGAGUUCAUCUCUUGUGCCUACUCAGACCGCCCUGAAAGCUUUAUGGACAAGCGUCGACUCAUGUAUGGAAAGGUAUUCAAAUCACACAUCUUUGGUAAUCCAACAAUCAUAUCAACAGAUGCAGAGAUUAGUAAGUUUGUUCUGCAGAGUGAUGCAAAGGCUUUUGUGCCAUCUUACCCAAGGUCACUGACUGAGUUGAUGGGUAAGUCAUCCAUUUUGCUCAUCAAUGGAAGCUUACAAAGGAGAGUCCAUGGACUCAUUGGAGCCUUCUUCAAAUCACCUCACCUCAAAGCUCAGAUUACGCAAGACAUGCAGAAGUACGUGCAAGCAUCCAUGGCUACUUGGAAAGACAAUCAGCUCAUCUACAUCCAAGAUGAAACAAAAAAUAUUGCAUUUCAAGUACUGGUGAAGGCAUUGAUUAGUUUAGAUCCAGGUGAAGAAAUAGAGUUCUUAAAGAAAAGUUUUCAAGAAUUCAUUGCAGGUCUUAUUUCCUUGCCGGUAAAGAUACCAGGAAGUCAGCUUUACAGAUCAUUACAGGCAAAGAAGAGAAUGGUGAAGUUGGUUCAUGAAAUUAUCCAAGACAGAAGGAAGAGAAGCAACCCAAGUGUUCCAAAAGAUGUGAUUGAUGUAUUGCUCAGUGACCCAAGUGAGCAAUUAACGGAUGAAUUAAUAUCAGACAACAUGAUUGAUUUGAUGAUACCAGGGGAGGAUUCAGUACCCCUCCUUAUGACUCUUGCUAUAAAGUAUCUCAGUGAUUCUCCAAUAGCUCUUCAUCAAUUGAUGGAGGAAAACAUGAAGUUGAAAAGACUAAAAGCUAAACUUGGAGAACCUUUAUGUUGGAAUGACUACAUGACUUUACCAUUUACACAAAAUGUAAUAACAGAGACCUUAAGGAUGGGAAACAUAAUCAUAGGAGUAAUGCGUAAGGCCAUGAAAGAUGUGGAGAUUAAAGGGUAUUUGAUACCAAAGGGAUGGUGUGUCUUCACAUACUUUAGAUCAGUUCAUCUUGAUGAACAACAUUACGAUUGGCCUUACCAAUUCAAUCCAUGGAGAUGGCAAGACAGAGACGUGGGUUCUUGUAACUUCACCCCCUUUGGAGGUGGACAGCGGCUUUGUCCUGGACUUGACCUGGCCAGGCUGGAAGCUUCCAUUUUCCUCCACCACUUUGUGACUCAAUUCAGGUGGGUGGCCGAGGAUGAUUCAGUUAUCAACUUCCCCACGAUAAGAUUGAAAAAAAGAAUGCCAGUGUGGGUCAAAAGGAGAUAAAAGAGGAGGGCCCUUUAGUUUUUGUCCCCUUCUCAAGAGAAUGUGAGGGGACAAUCAAACGAAACAAUCUUUAAAAAAAAGUCUCAAAACCUAAUAAGGAGGGCAAAGAAAAGUUUGGUUCAUUGCACACGUGUGGAAGGCAACCAUAGCCUGACACAAAUUGUCUUCUUCUUCUAUAUAAAGACAAGAGAAUUGGAGAUACAUAUAUAUAUCCUCUAGGGUCAAAAGCAUCUCUUUCUUUUGCUAAUUCCUUUUCCCCCCCUUUCACCAUCUUUGUCUACUUUCUACAAGGGUCUUUGUACAAAUUCCAUAAAGGUGAUUAAGAGGUUUACCUUAUUAGGUUGUGGCCCUGACCCGGGCCCCCAAGGGAUGGGGGAGCACAUACCAUAAUUUGUGUUAAAUCAGCAUUAGGGUUCCAAUCAGCACUGUAAAUUUUUAAUGGAAGUUAAGCUAUUUUGUUUUAGUGGGGAAAAGGAGAAAUGAUUUCAAAGUUUGCAGCUUCUACUGUCUCA